Molecule: messenger RNA, 7858 nt
Organism: Alosa sapidissima (American shad)
Lineage: Eukaryota; Metazoa; Chordata; Actinopteri; Clupeiformes; Clupeidae
Gene: adamts6
Product: ADAM metallopeptidase with thrombospondin type 1 motif, 6
Exons: 26
Coding region: 1120-4479 (1119 amino acids)
Biological process (GO): proteolysis; extracellular matrix organization
Cellular component (GO): extracellular matrix
Molecular function (GO): metalloendopeptidase activity
Source: RefSeq, a predicted model, not a curated record
UGUUCUCUACAGCAUGGAAGCCCAUAUGCUACUUAAAAGAUGCAGAAUCCUUGGAUGACAAUUUCUCUGUCCCAGACACUGCGCCCAAAUAGUAGGCCUAGACUAGCCUACCCCUAAGUAGCCCCCCCGGUGUCACGUGACCUGACAUGCGCACUCUGUUCAGCACAUCUGUAUGACGUCAGGUCGAACCUCCCAGUGUGAUGCUGCCAAUUUGAAGCGGCUCUUGGCUUGGGGCCGGCCGACCUAUUAAAGAGGGCUACUUCUGCUCAACUAGCUGUCCUGCAUGCAACGCUCCACUGUGUAUCUGUGCUAGUUUUUGCACAAGUAGAAAGGCCAAAGAAUUUGCGACAGCAAAUAAACAAACAGACACCUGGAUAUUGCCGUACAUUGAGAGCGAUGUGCAUGCGAAUAAAAUGUUUUCUUCGUUAAUUUUGAGCAAUGUUAAUUAACGGAUAAUCGUUUUGCCAGAUCAGUUGAUACUGAGCACCUCACCACCGCUUUGAAGGACAGUCACCGUAUUUGUAGGCAUCAAAGUCUGAUGAUGGCUUAAGCGGAGACAGUGGGGUAGAAGAAUGAUGAACUGAGCCGGGAACUUCAGUGCGGAAGAAGUCCAUUGUCUGUCUUCUUCUUUGAGUGUCUGGGACAAUGAAGAUGACGGUCAACAUGAACUUGUCCUCCAAAUGCUGUGCCUCAUCAACAUGCUGGAGCUGAAAACUGAAAGCCUGUUACGUCUUUGAUGAGAGAAGAAGUGGGCACCUUGAGCCCAGCAGAUGGAUAGGUCAAGACAGGCUCACAGUAUAGAUCUGCUGCUUUGGAAUUACUUGAAAUAAGCAAACAAGGCUUGUUGUUGUUGUUGUCAUCAUCGUCUUCUCCCAUGGCUGGCGCAUACGCUGGGGCUCACACAGUCCCCACCUGGAGCUGCCCCCAGUCUGCUGAGCUGUGAGAGCGUGGCUGCCACAACACAGAGCACACCGCAGUACAGACCCGUCAGUGAUCGGCCGGCAUGGCUGUGUUAUGGUGCAGCACUGGACUGAGCAGAUCCUUGUAGCCCACCUGUAGCCUCCCACCCCACCCCGCCAACCCCCCUCCCCCAGCCCCAUGCCAGAUUUUCUCUAAAUUAUGGAAAUUUUGUGGAAGACGCUGACUUGGAUAUUGAGCCUAGCAAUGGCCGCUUCAGAAUCUCAGAACUACAAUAGACUCUCGCAUAAUUCUCAAGAGGAGUUCCUGACUCGUCUGGAAGACUACCAGGUGAUAGUCCCGUUCCGGGUCAGCAAGACUGGCGAGUUCCUCAGCUACACUGUGAAGCAGCACCGGCCGGGCCGCCGGCGCCGUGGCACGGACCCGGCAGAACCCGUCGUGGAACCCCACGUCUAUUACCGCCUGUCGGCGUAUGGGAAGCACUUUCACCUUAACCUGACUCUAAACCCCAACCUGGUGUCAAGACACUUCACUGUGGAGUACUGGGGCAAGAGUGGACAGGAGUGGCGUCAUGCCAUGGUUGAGAACUGUCAUUAUGUUGGAUACCUACUGGACCAGUUCAGCACCACCAGGGUGGCUUUGAGCAACUGCAAGGGCUUGCAUGGUGUUAUUACAACAGAAGACGCGCAGUAUUUAAUUGAGCCAUUAAAGAGUAUAUCCUCCAACAAUUCCAGUGAAUUGAAUCUCGAAGAAGGACAACCACACAUUAUUUAUAAAAAGUCUUCCAUUCCAUCACCACAAGAGCCGAGUGAGGAGUUCAGCUGUGGCCUUUCAGACCUCACAUGGAGCAGGACCCCCUUCCCCGCCACCACCCACACAGCCGCUAACAACACCCCCCCUUCGCCAGAGCCCAGUGGUGGUGGCCGGCGGCCUAAGCGCUCGGUCAGCUCGGAGCGCUUUGUGGAAACGCUGGUGGUGGCCGACAAGAUGAUGGUGGGCUAUCACGGCCGCAAGGACAUCGAACACUACAUCCUCUCCGUAAUGAAUAUUGUUGCCAAACUUUACCGUGAUGCCAGUCUUGGAAACGUUGUGAACAUUAUUGUAACCCGGCUGAUCAUCCUGACUGAAGAUCAGCCAAACCUAGAGAUCAACCACCAUGCUGAUAAGUCUCUUGACAGCUUCUGUAAGUGGCAGAAGUCCAUCCUGUCUCACCAGGGAGAUGGGAACAGCAUUCCAGAAAAUGGCAUAGCUCACCAUGACAACGCUGUUCUUAUCACCAGGUAUGACAUCUGCACAUACAAGAACAAGCCCUGUGGAACCCUUGGCCUGGCCUCUGUGGCUGGCAUGUGCGAGCCAGAGAGAAGCUGCAGCAUCAACGAGGACAUCGGCUUGGGAUCCGCGUUCACCAUUGCCCACGAGAUCGGCCACAACUUCGGCAUGAACCACGAUGGCAUCGGCAACUCCUGCGGCACCAAGGGCCACGAGACUGCGAAGCUGAUGGCGGCCCACAUAACGGCCAACACCAACCCCUUCACCUGGUCAGCCUGCAGCAAGGACUACAUCACCAGCUUCCUGGACUCAGGUCGGGGGACGUGUCUGGACAACGAGCCUCUGAAGAGAGACUUUCUGUACCCCAGCGUCACCCCAGGCCAGGUGUACGACGCCGAUGAGCAGUGCCGCUUCCAGUAUGGCGCCACCUCCAGGCAGUGCAAGUAUGGGGAAGUGUGUAGAGAGCUGUGGUGUCUAAGCAGGAGUAACCGCUGUGUGACCAAUAGCAUUCCAGCCGCCGAAGGCACCUUAUGCCAGACGGGCAGCAUCGAGAAGGGGUGGUGCUACCAGGGCGACUGCGUGGCGUUCGGGACGUGGCCCCAGAGUGUGGACGGAGGCUGGGGCCCCUGGUCCAUGUGGGGGGAGUGCAGUCGGACGUGCGGAGGGGGCGUCUCCUCCUCCAUGCGACUCUGUGACAGCCCACCGCCCUCAGGAGGAGGGAAGUACUGUCUAGGGGAGAGGAAACGCUACAGAUCCUGUAACACUGACGCCUGUCCUGCAGGGUCCAGAGACUUCCGUGAGAAGCAGUGUGCCGACUUUGACAGCUUGCCCUUCCGUGGGAAGUACUACAACUGGAAGCCAUACACUGGAGGUGGGGUAAAGCCCUGUGCGCUGAACUGCCUGGCCGAAGGGUACAACUUCUACACGGAGCGCUCGCCAGCCGUCAUCGACGGCACACGCUGCCAGGCGGACACCCUGGACAUCUGCAUCAACGGCGAGUGCAAGCACGUGGGUUGUGACAACAUCCUGGGCUCCGACGCCAAAGAGGACAGGUGUCGUGUGUGUGGCGGCGACGGCAGCACCUGCGAGAUGACAGAAGGCCUGUUCAACAGCUCCCUCCCACGAGGUGGCUACAUGGAGGUCGUCCAGAUACCUAGGGGGUCCGUUCAUAUUGAAAUCAGAGAGGUGGCCAUAUCAAAAAACUACAUUGCUCUGAAGUCAGAGGGUGACGACUACUACAUAAACGGCGCCUGGACCAUCGAUUGGCCUCGCAAGUUUGACAUCGCCGGGACGGCCUUCCACUACAAGAGGCCUGCGGACGAGCCCGAGUCUCUCGAGGCGCUCGGCGCCACCACAGAGACGCUGGUUGUCAUGGUGCUUCUUCAGGAGCAGAACCUGGGCAUCCACUACCGCUUCAACGUGCCCAUCCAGCGCACGGGCAGCGGAGACAACGAGGUGGGCUUCUCCUGGCACCUCCUGCCGUGGUCAGAUUGCUCGGCCACCUGUGCCGGAGGCGUUCAGAAGCAGGAGGUGGUCUGUAAGCGGCUCGAUGACGGCUCUGUGGUCCAGAACAGCUACUGCGACCUGGACAGCAAGCCGCCAGAGAAGCAGAGGCCCUGCAACACAGAGCCAUGCCCACCUGAGUGGUAUAUUGGGGACUGGUCAGAGUGCACUAAGACGUGUGAUGGUGGCACGCGCUCCCGGACGGUCCUGUGCAUCCGGAGAAUCGGCCCAGCCGAGGAGGAGACGCUGGAGGACAGCCUCUGUCUCACCCACCGGCCAAUCGAACGCGAGUCCUGCAACAACCAGUCCUGCCCACCCCAGUGGGUGGCACUGGAUUGGUCAGAGUGUACACCCAAGUGUGGCCCUGGCUUCAAGCAUCGCAUCGUCCUGUGCAAGAGCAGUGACCUGACCAAGACCUUUCCUCCAGCCAUGUGCAUGGACCACAGCAAGCCCCCCGUGCGCAUGCGCUGCAGCCUUGGACGCUGCCCACCUCCUCGCUGGAUCCCUGGGGAGUGGGGACAGUGCUCAGCACAGUGUGGCCUAGGUCAGCAGAUGCGAGUGGUCCAGUGUCUGACGUACACGGGUCAGCAGUCCAGUGAAUGCCCUGAUAACCUGCGUCCUGCCACCAUGCAACAGUGCGAGAGCAAGUGUGAUGCAACACCCAUCUCCAACGGUGACGAGUGCAAAGACGUAAACAAGGUGGCAUACUGCCCACUGGUGCUGAAGUUCAAGUUCUGCAGCCGCGCGUACUUCAGACAGAUGUGCUGCAAGACUUGCCAAGGACACUGACCUACGCAAGGAGAGAGGGAGAAAGAGAGAGAGCGAGAGAGGAAGAAGAGAGAGGGAGAAGAGAUGGGGGGAAAGAGGCCAAAAUGGUGGGAAAGACUGAGAACGAGUCCAACUGUGGAGAAGAGGCAGAGUUUGGGGGAGGAAAGAACAAAAGACACUCACUCUCUCUCUCUCUCUCUCUCUCUCUCUCUCUCUCUCUCUCUCUCUCUCUCUCUCUCCAUCUCUCUCCUCCUCCCUCGCUUCCUCCCUCUCUCACACACCUGCUCUCCAGCCCUGUGGAGCCCUGACCACUGCUCAGCACGCGCUGCUGACACAUCUGUUUUUAAGUUCACUUCCGUGAAGUGGGAGCAGAGACACUUAUCCUCGUUAAUGUUAUUUUUAUUAUAAUAAUAAUUAUAAUGAUUAUUUUCAUUUGCCUUUUUUUGUUUGUUUUGUUUUUGUUUUGUUUUGUUUUGUUUUGUUUUGUUAAUCCAAAGUGCUGGACACAUCAGACCCACCGGAGGCACUGCAAGGAGAGGAGUGUGUGUGUGUGUGUGUGUGUGUGUGUGGGUGAGGGAGGGGUGCAGAGCGGUGAUGGAUGUGGGCUGGGGGUUGUCACAAGGUGGGGAAUGGCUGCUCGCUUCCCUUCUGGUGCUGUCCUGUUUCUGGGGGGAUUCCGCAGGGGUCACAUGCAUCAAGCUGGUGCUAUUGGCACACACAUAACACACACACGUAUGUGUGUGUGUGUGUGUGUGUGUGUGUCAGGGGUGAACGCCUUGAUGUGUGGAAGGACCCUGUUGUGUUAACUGCCCAGUGAGUCCGUGUGAAAACAUAUCUCCAGUGAGCCUGCGAAGCUGUUGUCUCUGACCUGGUGCAUUUUUUUUUAAUUCCACCAUUAGGAUGUCACACUACACAUUUGUUCUUCCUGUUGUUUAACUAUUCUGCUUGCUCCCGUUACGUGGUCAAAAAAAUGGAAACCGAGUCUUCUAUGACUCUAGAUGUUUGACCGGCCGAAACAAAAUGUCUACCUUUUUUCUCGACUCCAUAGAGGAGGGUGGAUGUGGGAGCACAGAGACUGGUGCUUUGAGGUGUUUGUUUUUUUAAUCUGAGUAAGUAGUCAGUUGCUAUAGAUACAAACACACUGUACACACACAUACGUUCACCACAUCCUUCUGGUAAUGUCACUAGAUCACAGAGUAAACCACACACUCACUCUUAUGUAGAGACCGGGGCCAAAAGAACAGAUCUGUGUGUGUGUGUGUGUGUGUGUGUGUGUGUGUGUGUGUGUGUGUGUGUGUCUACGUGUGUGUGUUUGUAUGAGUGUGCAUAUUUGUAUGUGUGGGUGGAUCAUGGGGAAGGAAGAGAUGGAGUUUGUGUUUUGUGUACUUUUGUGUUGGGGGAGUGAAUAGGGGAAGGUGUGUGUGUGUGUGUGUGCGUCUGUGUUGUGCGGGUGUGUGUUGGAAGAACGUUUCCUCUGCUCUGAGGAUCCUCUUGAACAUUCUUCCCUGCACAGGGAAAAGGAUCCAAACAAACGCCUCAAGGAUCCAGAUGUUCUGGGCCACAGAAACACCUGUUUUACCCAGCAAGAGCAGACUCCCACUGCCUAAUGAGUCCCACCACCCUCACGGUGUCCAACCAAGCCUGGCAUCAGAUAUGGCAGCUCUGCAAGGGCUGAGGCUUCUGAGGGGAAACAGGGGGGUUUGCGGUCGUAUAAAUCUAAUGCUGCUGAGGCCUAAAAAUGCUUUCUGAAGCACAGGAUCCACAGUUGCAUUAUAUGCAGAUGACAACGUGUGUGUGUGUGUGUGUGUGUGUGUGUGUGUGUGUGUGUGUGUGUCGCACGCAGUCGGCUCUUCCAUACAGGAGACGACCACCUGGCUGCCCUGUCUUUGAACUCCCUUUUACAAAUGCCCGCUUCCAACCCUUAUGCCACGCUCUACAACCCCUGUGCUUUGUGCUCCCCCCCCCCCCCCCCCGCUGUUCUCAAACGUAGACCCUCUCCAACCCCAACACACAGAAAAGAGCUUAGGCCUGGUGACAUUCACUACCUGACAUCAUCUCCCUUCUUGCCUUUCAAUGGAAGCCCCCAUACACACACACACACACACACAGGACUAAGCCAAAAUAUGACGAAGUACAAGUUACCCCCCUUCACUUUGCUGUCAGUUUUUAUUAUUUUUUUACCUCACACUUUUUUUCACAGGGACUGUCUUUGGCAAACGGUUGUAUUUUCUGUGUGUGUGUUUGUGUGUUUGUGAAGUGAACCAUAGAACUGACACUGUAACCGGACACCUUCAGAAUGGAGUUCUAAAGGGAACACCACCACACUUUAAAGACUCGAGAGACUUCCUGAUGGUCAGACUUUGUUGGAUCUAACAUAAACGGAAAUGGACAGACAGUUCUGGAGUCACCGAGGGCAACAACACCAAGCUGUCAUCAUCAGUCAAUCUAUCAAACUUCUUUUUGCUGCUGCUACUUCGUAGCCACCAAUACCAUGUUAUAUCAUGUAAAAUUCAGUGUGUUUUGUAACAAAAUGUUGAAUGAUUUGAAUCGGGAUUUUUUUUUUAAACAGUGAAUUGCACAGCCUUGAAUAGCUUCUGUGCAAACCCUAAAAAUAUCAUGAACCCUUAGUUUGUAAAUCCUGGGGCUUGAAUGGGCUUUGGGACUCUUGGCAACUGUAAAGAGACUCAGUAAUCUUCUCAUUGAAACUGGUACUAUUCGCUGUGAACUUUGUCUCUGAAUGUUACUUUGCUCAUCUUGUAUCUACAGAAGAAUUUCAGAAAAAAACAUUUUGUGAUUAGUUGCUCCUAUUUUAUGUUCAGUAUUAAUGUUGGGACACUGUUACUAAUUGUUUAUUGUAAAUUAUAUGCUAAUUUAUUACCAUGUGUCACUUGCAUAAUGUUUCACUGCAUGCAAAUUACAAAUGUAUAGAGUAGUGGAAAAAAACGCAGUGAAAUACUUCCCCACGUCAAUCUGUUUUAAUCUAGAUCAAAUAGAGUAAUACAAAUUAAAAGAGCAGCUUUUAAAUGAACUUGAACAGAGAAUGUGUGUUACUUUCUUGUUACGUUCCGAUCUCUUUUUUUGUUUGUUUGUUUUGUUUGUUUUUGUUUUUUUGCUUUCUAGCAACCUGUUUUGUUUGUGCUGACGGCUGGAGCAGCACCUCAGGGCCUGGGUUGUGUUUGCGUCGCUGGACUCGCGCCCAGAGCCAGGCGGAGGGGGCUCGGGCAGAGAGUGGGCUCUGUGGAGAUAGGUCAGGCAUCUGGGAUGCGGUUGUCAGUGGUGGCCCCUCUAUUUACAUGCCUCAGCCUGAUGGAACUUCAAAAACGCACAGAUCCAGGAGAGCAGAGACAAGACAACACCAGACCAGACUCAUUCCUAACACUUCCAAUACUCUCUCAAUAAA